Messenger RNA from Lampris incognitus (smalleye Pacific opah), 516 nucleotides. RefSeq names its product lens intrinsic membrane protein 2.1 (gene lim2.1). Gene Ontology annotation, cellular component: plasma membrane. Gene Ontology annotation, molecular function: structural constituent of eye lens. The transcript has 4 exons. Lineage: Eukaryota; Metazoa; Chordata; Actinopteri; Lampriformes; Lampridae. The record is from RefSeq and is a predicted model, not a curated record. The coding region runs from base 1 to 516 and encodes 171 amino acids.
AUGUACAGCUUCAUGGGUGGAGGGUUGUUCUGUGCAGGCGUGGGGAACAUCCUGCUGAUCGUUUCCACAGCAACCGAUUAUUGGCUGCAGUAUCGACAGUCCAACAACUACAUGCACCAGGGCCUGUGGCGCUACUGUAUGCCGGGGAAAUGCUUCACACAUAACGACAGCAUUGCCCACUUAGACGCAACCCGCGCCCUGAUGAUACUCUCCCUUCUGGCUUGUUUCAUUGGCAUCAUCAUUGGUAUCAUGGCCUUUAUCCACUACUCCUCCUUCGACAGGUUUGACAAAACCUUUGCUGCAGGCAUAUUGUUUUUCAUCUCAUGCUUUUUAGUCUUGCUAGCGAUGGCUGUGUACACAGGGGUCAUGAUCAACUACUAUGGGAAACGCUAUGGAAACUGGAGGUUCUCCUGGUCCUACAUCAUCGGCUGGGUGUCUGUGGUGCUCACCUUCUUUUCAGGUAUUUUCUACAUGUGUGCCUACCGGAUGCAUGAAUGCCCCAGGAACUCCCACUAA